AUGACCAAAAGUCAUAAGGUUUCGUUGCGGCAUAGAGGUGUUAAUUCAUUUGCUAAAAAGAACAAAAAUGAUGUAUUGCGAAAACGAAUCCGAAAAAUAAACGAAGCCAUCGAAACGAAUAAUAUCUCGGAAAUUCGUCAAUUGGCGAAAACGAAAACUGGUCUCGUUAACGACGGGAUACGACGUCGCGCCUGGCCGAAACUCUUGAAUAUUGAAACCAGUGAAGGCAAGAAACCUGGUUCCGGUGAAAGUCAAGUCACCAUUCACAAAGACGAAUAUCAAGUGGAAUUGGACGUUGAACGAUCACUUGUAAAUUUCCCAAAGGUGGUAACUCAAUCUCAGCGCAAGAGGUAUCGUGAUGAUCUCAGGGAUGUUAUAGUCGAAAUUUUACGAAGACAUCCGAAACUAUCCUAUUAUCAGGCAAUUAUUAAGAUGCUGACGUUAAUUGCAAAGAGCAGGCGAUUAGGACAGGCGAAAAUAUUGCCAUAUGCCAUGAUGCCAUCACUAGACCUUGUAUUGGAUCAAUUAUCACUUGUUUUUGAUCUUGUCCGUCUCGAAGAUCAUGAAGUUUCCAAAUUUAUUGAAACCUCGGGUGUGAUGAGUCACUUUUGUAUAAGUUGGUAUAUCACCUGGUGUAGUCACGACAUCCAAAAUAUUUCGAGUGUGACGCGACUUUUUGAUUUAUUUAUUGCUUCGGACCCAUUGAUGCCUGUUUAUAUGGCGGCGACGGUUAUAUUGAUGCGUCGUGGAGAACUCUUAUCGCAAGAAUGUGAAUUUUCUACUGUACAUUCUUUACUUUCCAAAUUCCCACAACAUAUCGAUAUUGAUGAUUUAGUGUUUCAAACAAUGAAUCUCUACAAGAAAUAUCUACCUGAUCCGUUGCAGAAAUACGCUCAGAUUUCGUUAUAUGAGAAUUGUUGCACAAACACAUACAAAAAUCAAUGGCUUACUAUCGAAAAUGGUCAACCUAUCGAUUACACUGAAGCCGAAAAAAUCUUAUCCCUUCCGUUUGCAGGAAGGAAGACUGUGCGAUUCUCAAAUUCACAACAACAGAGGCAUCUAUUUAACUUAAGUAAAACACAGAAAAUAACACUGGUCUGCCUCUCCGUUGUUGUCUUGUAUGGGAUCACCGAUGAGGACGUUUUCGCAUUUCGAUCAUUCGACAUAUUGAAAUGUUUCUCAGACGCAAUUCGAUCAAAAACCCUUCUGUCUAUAUCCCAAAGUUAUUUUUUCCAAAUCGCAGUUUUGAUAUAG
Messenger RNA from Acaulospora morrowiae, 1254 nucleotides. The record is from the annotation of a GenBank genome assembly. Lineage: Eukaryota; Fungi; Glomeromycota; Glomeromycetes; Diversisporales; Acaulosporaceae.